This is a messenger RNA of Parus major (Great Tit), 2202 nucleotides long. It is a transcript of the gene CDK20, whose product is annotated as cyclin dependent kinase 20. The record is from RefSeq and is a predicted model, not a curated record. NCBI's taxonomy places the organism in Eukaryota, Metazoa, Chordata, Aves, Passeriformes, Paridae. Gene Ontology annotation, biological process: protein phosphorylation. The transcript has 8 exons. The coding region runs from base 604 to 1704 and encodes 366 amino acids. Gene Ontology annotation, cellular component: nucleus. Gene Ontology annotation, molecular function: ATP binding; cyclin-dependent protein serine/threonine kinase activity.
AAAAAGCCCCAAAUGCCCCCAAAACCCCCGCUCGCGCCUCUCCCGGCGCCGCCGCCGCCCGCCCGCCCGCCUAAGGGAAAAGGGGCUGGGCCCUCGCGCCCACCUAUCAACGCCCGCCGUCCCUCCCAGCGCGACGGCGCCCACCAAUGAGAGCGCGGCGCGGCCAAAUGGCGGCGCGCGACGGGGCGGCCGUUGCCAAGGGCAGGGCGCGGUUGCCGGGGAGCGGGGGAUGCCGGGGGGGCGCGGCCUGGUUGCCAAGGGGAGGGUCUCUGUUGCUAUGUGUGGGGCCUCGUUGCCGGGGCGCUGGACCGUGUUGCUAGGGGUGAGUUGUGUUGCUAGGGGCGGGGUCUGGUUGCUAGGGACCUGAUCGGGUUGUUAGGGACGGGGUUUGUGGUUAGGAAGCAGUGAGAGCUUGCUAGGGGCGUGGCCUGUUGCCAGGGAGUGCAUUACUAGGAGCGCGAUUGGCUGCUGAGAGAGCUCGUUGUCAGGGUCGGGGCCUAUCGCCAUGGCAACCAGGUGUCGCAGGCGCCGCGCGGGGUGUUGUGGGUCGGUGGAGGCCCGACCCCGGCCCACAAUGCCCCGCGCCGGCCUAGUGCUACCAGUAUGGACCAGUACAUCGUGCUGGGCCGCAUCGGGGAGGGCGCGCACGGCGUCGUGUUCAAGGCCAAACACCGAGAGACCGGGGAGCUGGUGGCCCUUAAGAAGGUGCCCCUGCGGCGCCCCGAGGACGGGCUGCCCCCCCAGACCUUGCGCGAGAUCAAGGCCCUGCGGGAGAUCGAGGCCCAUCCUCAUGUGAUCCGGCUCCGGGCUGCCUUUGCCCAGGGCCCUGCGGUGGUUCUGGCUCUGGAGCUGCUCGUGGGGGACCUGGGGGGGCUCCUGCGUGCGGCCCCCGCCCCGCUGCCUCCCCCCCGCGUGCGGGCCCUGCUCGCCAUGACCCUGCGGGGCCUGGGCCACGUGCACGGCCACCGCCUGCUGCACCGGGUGAGGGACCCCAAAAACCAGGGGGGAAAUCGGGAACGGGGGGGCCACUGGCACCGCCUGCUGCACCGGGACCUGAAACCGGCCAAUCUGCUGCUGGACAGCGCUGGGCACCUCAAGCUGGCGGAUUUUGGGCUAGCACGGGUGCUGGGCCCCUCCCCAGGGCGCCCCUACAGCCACCAAGUGGCCACCAGGUGGUACCGAGCCCCCGAGCUGCUCUACGGCGCCCGACACUACGACGAGGGUGUGGACUUGUGGGCCGUGGGCUGCAUUUUCGGGGAGCUGCUGACACUGUCCCCGCUGUUCCCUGGGGAGAACGACAUUGAACAGCUCUGCUGUGUGCUCAGGGGCCUUGGCACGCCCAGCCCAAGGGACUGGCCGGAGCUGGCAGAGCUGCCGGACUUCCCGAAGCUGCGGUUCCAGCCGCAGGCGCCGCCGCCGCUGGAGCUGCUGGUGCCGGGCGCCGACGCGGCCGCGCUGGACCUGCUGCGGCGGCUGCUGCGGUACCGGGCCCGGCUGCGGCCACGGGCACACCAGGCCCUGCUGCACCCCUUCUUCUUCGGCCCCCAGGAGCUGACCCCGCCCCCGCCACCGGGGGGGCCGCGGCAGCCCCCCGACUUCAACCUGGACACAGCACUGGAGCUGCCUCCCCGCGCCGCCCUGAGACCCCUCCCCAACCUGGGGGACCCCCCAAGGGACUCCCACUCCCCCCCCACGGGGCCCUGAGACCCCUGCCCAAUUUGGGGGAUGCCCUGGGAGACCCUCAGUGAUCCCCCAGGGGCCCUGGGACCCCACCCCACCAUGGGGACCCCCACGGACUUCCCAAACUGGGGGACCCUGUGAUGGACUCCCCUGACCCUCCCCAGCCUGGGAAACCCCUGCUGACCCCCCCAUAGGGCCAUGGGACCCCUCCCCAAAUGUGGGGACCCCCUGAGAGACCCCCAUUGCCCCCCCCCAAUGCUGGGGGACCCCCAUCGACCCACCCAUCCCAAUUUUGGGGACCCCUGCUGAGCCCCUUGGAGCUCUGGGACCCCUCCCCACCCUGGGGGCCCUAUUGACCCCCCAGGGGUGCUGCUGGGCCCUCUGAAUUUUGGGGGAGGGCACCCAGACCCCCGGAUUUGGAGGGACCCCAGACCCCUGAGCCCCCACAGCCCCCCAGAGCACCAAACCAGUGCAUGGAGCAGCAAAAAUGGGGAAAAUUCAACCCAAAACUGUCAGAUUUGG